AUGUCCAUAAAGAAUUUCAAAUCUACCCACACAUACGAUCAACAUGGAACAAAUGCUGGCAACUCAAGGGUAUCAAGGAAGUUCAUUACUGGCCAAAUACAAGCUGUUUUGAAGGUUAGGCCAGAUCUUCGUGCAGUUGAUAUCAAGAAUGGCAUGCACUCCAAUUUUGGCAUCAAGAUUAACUAUAGUAAAGCAUGGUGGGGUAAGGAGAUAGGUCAACAGGACCUGUUCGGUAAUGAUGAUGAAGCUUACGAUUCACUAAGAUGGUAUGAAUCCGUGGUGUAUGCAACUAAUCCAGGGAGUCGUGUUGUUAUUAAUGUUGAUGGCGGGAGGUUUAAACAAUUGUUCAUUAGUUAUAAUGCCUGUAUUGAAGGGUUCAUUACUGGGUGUAGGCCGCUAUUAUUUUUGAAUGGAACAUUUAUUAAAGAUUGCUACAGAGGCAUACUACUUAGUGCCACUGGAGCAAAUCCUUACCAACCUCCACAUCGACUGGUAAUGAUUUUCGAUGCUGACAAGGGUAUUAGGGCAGCAGUCGAGGAACUAUUUCCAGAUGCAUUCUAUUCAAGGUGUGUUCUGCAUCUAAUCGAGAAUUUCAAAAAGAAGAUGAAGGAUUUUGGGCACAAGGCAAAUGUCACCACUACGUUGGGUGAGCUGUUACAAUCUGGGGUUUAUAAGUUCAUAAUUUCUGAAUGGGAUGAUGACAUGAAAGAAUUGGCAGCGAUCGAUCACAGGGCUUACGUCACUGCAAUGGAAUACUCCCCGGAGAGAUGGGAAAACAUGCAUUUUCCUAGUAUAAGGUAUGGCAAUGUUACUUCAAACGAUGUUGAGUCCUUUAACAGCUGGAUAAGAAAGGAAUGA
Asparagus officinalis (garden asparagus) is the source of this 858-nucleotide messenger RNA. RefSeq lists its product as uncharacterized. Bases 1 to 858 code for a protein of 285 amino acids. Lineage: Eukaryota; Viridiplantae; Streptophyta; Magnoliopsida; Asparagales; Asparagaceae. Gene Ontology annotation, molecular function: DNA binding; transposase activity. The transcript is spliced from 4 exons. The record is from RefSeq and is a predicted model, not a curated record. Gene Ontology annotation, biological process: DNA transposition.